CUCCUGCCUUGCCCUCCGGUCUGCAUUUAAGAGAACAGCCUCCUCAGCGCUCUUUCAGAUCUGCCGUUGAACAAACCAGAUCACUUCACUACAACCAAUUUUUUCCUUUUCCUCUACGCGCAAGAAUACCCAUUUCCUUUUCUUGUUACCCGCGAUUUCGACACAAAGAACCAACUUCGCAUAGCACGUCUCACAGAUCACUCUGACAAGAUGGCGCCCGCCGUUGGUAUCGACCUGGGCACGACCUACUCGUGCGUGGGUAUCUUCCGUGAUGACCGCAUUGAGAUUAUCGCCAACGACCAGGGUAACCGCACAACCCCGUCGUUCGUCGCCUUCACAGAUACCGAGCGUCUGAUCGGAGAUGCCGCCAAGAACCAGGUCGCCAUGAACCCCAUCAACACUGUCUUCGACGCCAAGCGCCUGAUCGGCCGCAAGUUCCAGGACCAGGAGGUCCAGGCCGACAUGAAGCACUUCCCCUUCAAGGUCAUCGAGCGCGCCGGCAAGCCCGUCGUCGAGGUCGAGUUCAAGGGCGAGCAGAAGCAGUUCACCCCCGAGGAGAUCUCGUCUAUGAUCCUGACCAAGAUGCGCGAGACUGCCGAGUCCUACCUUGGUGGCACCGUUAACAACGCUGUCAUCACCGUCCCCGCCUACUUCAACGACUCUCAGCGUCAGGCCACCAAGGACGCUGGUCUCAUCGCCGGCCUGAACGUCCUGCGUAUCAUCAACGAGCCUACCGCGGCUGCCAUCGCCUACGGUCUUGACAAGAAGGUCGAGGGCGAGCGCAACGUCCUCAUCUUCGAUCUUGGCGGCGGUACCUUUGAUGUGUCGCUCCUGACCAUCGAGGAGGGUAUCUUUGAGGUCAAGUCGACUGCCGGCGACACCCACCUGGGUGGUGAGGACUUUGACAACCGUCUGGUCACCCACUUUGUCAACGAAUUCAAGCGCAAGCAUAAGAAGGAUCUGCAAAGCAACGCCCGUGCUCUGCGCCGUCUCCGCACGGCUUGCGAGCGUGCCAAGCGCACCUUGUCGUCUUCGGCCCAGACCUCGAUCGAGAUCGACUCGCUGUUCGAGGGUAUCGACUUCUACACCUCCAUCACCCGUGCUCGCUUCGAGGAGCUUUGCCAGGACCUUUUCCGGUCGACCCUGCAGCCUGUUGACCGUGUCCUGACCGACGCCAAGGUCGACAAGUCUCAGGUCCACGAGAUCGUUCUCGUUGGUGGCUCGACCCGUAUCCCCCGUAUCCAGAAGCUCAUUACCGACUACUUCAACGGCAAGGAGCCCAACAAGUCCAUCAACCCCGACGAGGCCGUCGCGUACGGUGCUGCCGUCCAGGCCGCCAUUCUCUCUGGUGACACCAGCUCCAAGUCCACCAACGAGAUUCUGCUGCUCGAUGUUGCGCCCCUGUCUCUCGGUAUCGAGACUGCUGGUGGCAUGAUGACCAAGCUGAUCCCCCGCAACACUACCAUCCCCACCAAGAAGUCCGAGGUCUUCUCCACCUUUUCCGACAACCAGCCCGGUGUGCUCAUCCAGGUCUACGAGGGUGAGCGCCAGCGCACCAAGGACAACAACCUGCUCGGCAAGUUCGAGCUUACCGGCAUUCCCCCGGCUCCCCGUGGUGUUCCCCAGAUUGAGGUCACCUUCGACCUGGACGCCAACGGCAUCAUGAACGUCUCUGCUCUCGAGAAGGGCACUGGCAAGACCAACCAGAUUGUCAUCACCAACGACAAGGGCCGCCUCUCCAAGGAGGAUAUCGAGCGCAUGCUUGCUGAGGCCGAGAAGUUCAAGGAGGAGGACGAGGCUGAGGCCAACCGUGUCUCUGCCAAGAACGGUCUCGAGUCCUACGCCUACUCGCUGCGCAACACCCUCCAGGACCCCAAGGUCGACGAGAAGCUUGACGCUGCCGACAAGGAGAAGCUCAACGCCGAGAUCAACAGGGUUGUUGGGUGGCUCGACGAGAGCCAGCAGGCUACCCGUGAGGAGUACGAGGAGCACCAGAAGGAGCUCGAGGCUGUUGCCAACCCCAUCAUGAUGAAGUUCUACGGUGCUGGUGGCGCUCCCGGCGGCGCUCCCGGUGGUGCUCCCGGCGGCUUCCCUGGCGCCGGUGGCCCGGGUGCUGCCCACGAUGACGGCCCGACCGUCGAGGAGGUCGACUAAAUGCCGCGCGAGCAGUCUUGUUUUUGCUUUUCAGCAGACGAGUUGCAGUGCGCGCUCGUCAAGCACUUGGGAAAGGUGUUUGGUUGGAGGUUUUCGGGUCUCCUUGCAUUCAUAGGGGCUAGACAGCAGCUUUUGCCAUUUCUAUUCCUUUCUUUGUAAUGACAUGACGAAUUCACUGGGGAAAAGUUCUCGGCGGUUUUCCACUCGCAGUUUGUACUUUAAUUAGGAUUCCCAAAUGGGCAGAGGCGUUCAACUUACCUGACCUUCCCUCGUGACAUUACUUCGCGCACAUUCCUGGUCCG
Molecule: messenger RNA, 2456 nt
Organism: Gaeumannomyces tritici R3-111a-1
Lineage: Eukaryota; Fungi; Ascomycota; Sordariomycetes; Magnaporthales; Magnaporthaceae
Product: hsp70-like protein
Exons: 3
Coding region: 211-2154 (647 amino acids)
Biological process (GO): protein refolding; vesicle-mediated transport; cellular response to unfolded protein
Cellular component (GO): cytoplasm; nucleus; cytosol
Molecular function (GO): misfolded protein binding; heat shock protein binding; ATP hydrolysis activity
Source: RefSeq, a predicted model, not a curated record